AUGGGUGUCGAGGAGCAAGCCGAGGAAAUUAAUGUGCAGUCUAUGAUAGAGCAGCUUGCUCAGGCAUUUAUUGAAUUGGAAGCUCAGAAAGGGGAGUCUGAGAAUAAGAUUCAGUGGGUUGAAAUUAAGCAACAUUUACAUGACCUUGAGACGGAAUUGAAUAAGAAACUCAAAGAGCUGGAAGCUAAGGAGAGGGAGUAUGAACUGAAACAAUUAGAAGUGGAUACACUACUUGAAGAGAGGAAGACUGCGGUUGCUUCAGAAGAGCAAGACCUCUUAGAUAGGUUACAGGAGCUUAAAGAUGCUGCUGUAGCAUCCAUUAUAGAGGCUCAUGCAAAUCACCGGAAUGCAACUCUGGAGUCUGUGUAUGAUGGGGAGAACAAAGAUAACAAGGUAAGCAGCACUCUUGGCGAUACAAAUUCCUCAGAGGAUGAUUUUCCUGAUGAGUCAGGUGAGAAGUCUGAAGGUGUGGCUGUUGAGGUUAGGCCACACCCAGAGCUGACACAAUUUUGUGAACAAAUGGAUGCAAAAGGUCUUCUGAAUUAUAUUGUGGAGAAUAAAAAGAAAUUGUCUGUUAUUCGUGAAGAAAUUUCUGUUGCAUUAGUAAGUGCAACUGAUCCUGCACGUUUAGUGCUGGAUUCACUGGAGGGGUUUUACCCCACCAAUGAAACUUCCCAACUAAAAGAUAAAACGGGUGCUGCCCAACAGGGCAUGUGCAAAUAUUUUAUUAUAAUUUUGGAAGCCAUGGCCACCUUAUUGGCUAGGGCUAAACCAGGUGCAGAUCACCUUCUGAACCCUGAAACCAAGCAGCUAGCCAAAGCAAUUGCUGAUGAGUGGAGGCCCAAGUUAGCUAGAGCAGAUAUUGAUGCUGCCAAUGGAAAUUCAUUGGAAGCAAAGGCAUUCUUGCAGCUUAUUUCAACUUUUAGGAUUGCUUCAGAGUUUGAUGAAGAAGAACUCUGCAAGCUUGUACUUGCAGUUGCUCAGCUUAGGCAGGCUCCUGAGCUUUGCCGCUCUAUUGGGUUAAUUCACAAAAUUCCAGGUUGGUGUUCUUUUAAUAAACUGACCUGUGAUGUGCGCAAUGAAGGAUUGCCGUUUGUUGUAGAAACAUUAAUCAAUAAUGGGAAACAAAUAGCAGCUGUACAUUUUAUUCAUGCCUUCCAGCUUCAAGAAAGCUUCCCCCCUGUGCCCCUUCUGAAGGGAUACCUCAAGAAUAGAAGGAGAAAUUCACAAGUGAAGACUGGAAAUGUGCGUGAUAUUGCUAGUGCGAAGAAUGACGCCAAUGCACAAGAGCUUGCAGCUCUGAGAGCUGUAAUUAAGUGUAUUGAGGAAUACAAGCUUGAAUCUGACUACCCACUUGAUACACUUAAGAAAAGGGUUCUUCAACUAGAGAAAUCAAAGGGAGAUAAAAAGAGAAGCGGAGAGUUUAGCAAACGGCCUCAAUCGAAGAGGCCAAGGCCUAAUGAGAGAUAUUUUUCACUCCAUUCAUCCGGUGUUAACUCCGCCUCAACUGUUGCUUUGGGUAGGCAGGUUCCCCAUGUUAGGGCACCAUAUGCAGGAAAUCCCGAUAGGUAUCCCCACGCUGGUACAAUCACGUACGAUUACCAAGUUCCUGGCCAAUCUAUAUACUCUGGACCAGCUAGUAUACCUCCUUCUAACUAUGGUCGUUAUAUGGGUACUAGUUUGCAAUCCUCGCACCAGCCAUACAUGUGA
This is a messenger RNA of Sphenostylis stenocarpa, 1710 nucleotides long. The record is from the annotation of a GenBank genome assembly. NCBI's taxonomy places the organism in Eukaryota, Viridiplantae, Streptophyta, Magnoliopsida, Fabales, Fabaceae.